AUGUCGGACAAGCAGCGGCAGCAACAGCUUUUCCAAGUAAUGAAGCAGAAACACUUGGGCUUGGGCACCGAAGGGACCACAAGUGAUGAAUGGCUUACACAUGUACAUAGAGAUACCUAUUAUAGUUUGGCAUCGCAUAAUGCCAUGCUUGAGUACCUGGCCUUAGCGCAAAAUGACCAGAGUAAGCGAAUUACCGAGCUCCGACUUUUGGAGCGCAUGAGCCAGGAUCUCAGUAAUAAAAGGAAACAGGACGAAGCAUGA
Messenger RNA from Lachancea dasiensis, 261 nucleotides. The record is from the annotation of a GenBank genome assembly. Lineage: Eukaryota; Fungi; Ascomycota; Saccharomycetes; Saccharomycetales; Saccharomycetaceae.